Molecule: messenger RNA, 1902 nt
Organism: Solanum dulcamara
Lineage: Eukaryota; Viridiplantae; Streptophyta; Magnoliopsida; Solanales; Solanaceae
Exons: 8
Coding region: 1-1902 (633 amino acids)
Biological process (GO): proteolysis
Molecular function (GO): cysteine-type peptidase activity
Source: RefSeq, a predicted model, not a curated record
AUGCCAUACGCUCUAAAUGUUUGGAUAUAUGAAUGUGCAUCUCAAGUUCCCUCUGAAAUUACUGUAAGAGUGGGAAAUAAAAUUCCCAGAAUUCUUAACUGGCGUGUUGUUGCCGUGAAGCCAAAAUUUGAGACCUUCAUGUCUACCAUCUUCAGUGAGUAUCCAUGCUCCAACAUUGUCCAAUCUCAAUAUGAAAUGGAAUCUAUUGUCAUUCAUGGCAGCCAACAGAAACCUGAAGCUUCAACAUCGGCUGCCAAGGUCAAUUUCAGAAAAUCUCAUGAAGUCCCCGGAUUUGAGGACUUUUCAACAACACCACCCACAGAAUUAUUAAAAAGAUCCAGUCAUGUCGCUGAUACAUCUUCUCUACCUUCUUCCAAAAGAAUGAAGACUUCCCCUGUUAAAAAGCCAAUUCAAGUAGAAACAGCCAACAUGCACAAGGAUUUCAUACCACCAAAUGAAUCAAAAAAGCCUGUUUCUCCUGAAAAUGUACCAGGGGCGAAGUCAGUUGUUGACCGAAAGUUCAAGCGUUUGGAGAAUAAAAUUGAUUCAAAUCACAUUGAUUUUUUGAAAGCCAUCAACGGUAUGGCGAACCGAAUGACUAGCACAUCAUCUCAAGUUAAAACAGAUGAUUUUGAUCAAACAUUCCAUGUGGUUGAACAACAAGAAACACCUACUGGAUUGGAGGUGCACAAUUUUGCAAAUAAAUCUGACCCACCCCAACAAAAUGACCAAUCUAAUAUCCAGGAAGAUAUUAAGGGACCUGAACCAUCCACCAUGGUAAAACAGGUGGACAAUAUAUCAGAACAAAACAUUUCAGCAGAUAUUCCAGAAUUAUUUGAUCAGCAGGUUUAUUCUGAUACAUUAAAGGAAGAUGAAUCAUCCGUCAAGAUACAAAAGGUGGAUGAUGUAUCACAACAUAACAUUGUAGCAGAUGAUAACACUGGAAAGAAAGAUACAAGAGUAGCCGAUGAUAAAACUGACAAAGUAGAAGAGCAAGUUGAGGAGAUUGAAAAAGAAAAAAUCAAACCAAGCACAUCGGAAUCCAAUACUUCAGCACCAUUUUCGACCGAAACUCUGGAUGUGAUAGAUACUUUAAUAUACGGACUUCCAUUACCAGCCAUGCCAUUGACAGCUGUUAAUCAUGAGCAAGUUCAGGAUGAAUGUCUAUUACGCGAUAGCCAGCUACCAACCACUCUUUCAUCAAAAGCCAAUGUAUUGUCUGACGAUGCGAAGACACCAUUUCGAAGAAGCAGGAUUCCUUCAAAGAUCUUACAGUCGCCGUAUCUUUCAAACUUUGGGUCGAGUGAAAAGGGAAAGGAAAAUUUGUCAGUUGUUAUGCAUCAGACACACCCUUUUGAAGGUUUUGGUAUAUGCUAUCAUCCCCCAUCCGAGCUUGUCACAGACUACUCUCAAUGGAUAUAUAAAGGACUACUAAAAUCGCAUGGCAACAAGAAUUCAAAGGAGGAUCAUUACAGAUCUAAGUGCUCUUCAUUCGGCUUUGAAAAAAUGGACUUUGUAGUGGCAUUUCCUAAAGAUAAGAACUGGUUCUACCUAAUGUCACAGCCGAACAGAUGCUGGGACGAUGAGUUGAGCAAUCAAUAUCGAUACACAACGACAAACUACAUUUUCAAAAUUUACAUCGAAUAUGCACACACACGCUACUAUCACCUUCCACCUAACAUUUCUACACAAGAAGAUAUGGCAAGGGUCACUAUUACAGCUCAUCACGAGAGAUCCGUGAAGAACAUAAUAAGAGGUUUCUCAAUACCAGCCAGUUUGCCCUGGCAUUUGGUAGAUGAGGUAUACAUUCCAGUAAACUGCGACAGGGAUUUUCAUUGGGUUCUUGCGGUAGUUGUGUUGAAAGAGAGGUUGAUACGUGUGUAUGAUUCAUCGCCUAGAUGA